UGCCCUUUGCCAGUUUUUGUCUAUCCUCUUUUCACGCCGCUCUCUCUUCAAUCUUCGUCUCUCUCUCCAACGCAAUCCUCUCAAAUUACACAGAUUUUCUCACACUUCCUUUUGUUUUCCCUCAAUCACCAUUGUUACUGGUAUGACUCUCUUCAAAAGAAAAACAAUGUCUCAGUUCUCUCUCUCACACUCUUGCAAGUGCAGAAAGAUUCAGUCUUUUUCUCUUAUGUCUCAUUUAUUCAAUGUAUUUUUCUUCAUCUUUCUCUCACCUUACCUCGUCAGGCUCUUCUGUUCAUUCUCUCCUCUCUUCUCUACCACUCUCUUCCUUCUCGCUCUCUUACCUCCCAACCUUGCUCAUGACAAUGAUGAUUCUUCAAGUUCUGACUCCAAAUUGGCUUUUCUUCUCUCAGUUGUUGAAUCUCUAGUUCAAAAAAUUUCCUCGAAGAAUGAUGAAAAUGGUGAGGGAAUUAGGUGCUUUGAAGAGUUUCAAGCAUAUCUUGAUGUGUUCCGAGCACCAGUCUUUGAAGUUCUUGGCGGAAAUUGUUCAGAAUCCGUGUUUCCAGGUCAUGAUGGCGGAAGAGAAUCAAGAGCUCAUGUGGGUCCAAUGGGAAAAAAGCCAAAUGGUAGUUUUGAUGAAAACCCAUUUGGGGAAGAUGAUGAUGAUGAUGAUGGUAAGUUUGUAUCUGCUAGUCCAAUUGUAGAAGAGAACCUGAUCUGUGAAAAGCAAUGCAAUGAAGUUCUUGAAGAAAAUUACUCAAAAUCUGGGCUUUCAGGUGAUGAUGAUGGAAGAGAAUCAAGAAAUCAUGUGGGUCCACUUGAAAAAGAGCCAAAUGUUAGUUUUGAUGAAGAAAACCCAUUUGAGAAAGAUAACGGUAAGAUGGAAGCUUCUAGGCCAUUUGCGGAAGAGAACAAUGAAGUUCCUGAGGAAAAAUUCUCAGAAUCUGACUGUUCUGGUGAAGAAGGAAGAUUUCAUGUGGGUCUAGUGGAAGAUCCAACUGUUAAUUUAGAAGAAAAAUCAGCUGGGGUAGAAGACGAUGUUGACAAGGUUGAAAAAAACUCAAAGCCAGACGGCAUGUUUUGUCAAAAGAGAGACAAGGAAGUCAAGCCACUGGACACAAACUCCAAUAAAGCAGAAGAAAGCAAAGAAGAAAAAGUGGCACUGAGAAGUGGAUCCAAAGUUACGUGUAAUAAUAAUUGCAAAAUUGAUGCUAAAGACAGUUCUGCAAACGGUGAAGAAGAAGAAGAAGAAGAAUACUUUGGGACUCCUGAGAGAUUCUGGGACUACAAUAGAAGCAGCAGCUAUGGAUCAAUGAGAAAAGAGAAGAAAUGGAGAAGGACAUUGGCUUUCAAGCUUUAUGAGGAGAGAAACAAUGUGGAUAAUGGAAGUAGUAGCAGUGAAGCAAUGGAUUUGCUUUGGGAAACUUAUGAAGACAGAGAACAUGAUAAAGCAGAAGAAAGCACAAAAAGUGAAGAAGAUGGUAAUGAUGAAGAAGAUGGUGAUGAAGAUGAGAAAGAAGAAGAAAAAGAAGAGAAAGAAAAGGGUAUGGAGAGUAAGUAUUGCUGCUUGCAGGCACUGAAAUUCUCAGCAGGGAAGGUGAACUUGGGAAUGAGAAAGCCAAGUCUGGUCAAAAUCUCUAAAGCCCUCAAGAGCAUUGGAUUGUUUCACCAUGUAAGCAAGCAUGGCAGAAAAAACCUCCACUGAACUAGAGAUUUCACUCCAUUUGCUUCACAGAAUUAUUGUGCAUUCAUCUGAUCAUAACAAGUAAAUAUAUAUAUAUAUAUAUAUAGAUAUAGAUAUAUAUGCUCAUUUCUGAUACAAUGAAGCUUUUUCAUCAGUUAUUGAUUCUUUUUGAGUAGAUAUAAAGAAAGAUAUUGUGAUAGUGAUAAAUAUUUCUUAUUAGGAGGCUCUGUUCACGGCAGCAAGAGCAAUCAUGAUCUCCAGUUUCAUCAAGAGAUUAUGCUACUGAUUUUAUUAUUAUUUUUUUUUUU
Messenger RNA from Prosopis cineraria, 1989 nucleotides. RefSeq lists its product as uncharacterized. Lineage: Eukaryota; Viridiplantae; Streptophyta; Magnoliopsida; Fabales; Fabaceae. The coding region runs from base 143 to 1702 and encodes 519 amino acids. The record is from RefSeq and is a predicted model, not a curated record. The transcript has a single exon.